Molecule: messenger RNA, 1176 nt
Organism: Eurytemora carolleeae
Lineage: Eukaryota; Metazoa; Arthropoda; Copepoda; Calanoida; Temoridae
Exons: 8
Coding region: 220-972 (250 amino acids)
Source: RefSeq, a predicted model, not a curated record
AUGUGAUAAAUCAAAGGUUAAACCUUUUUCUUGAUUUAAUAAAAGGCAUUUGAACAGAGUAAAAUUUUCUUCUUACAAAGUUCUUUCUAAAUAAUGUAAACCAUUUCUGUAAUUCAGCAAUUUGAUUUUAAAUUUGAUUUUUGACUUGGAUAUAUCAAAGACAUUUCAGUUGAUUUAUUUGUUAUCUAUUUCAAAAUAUUUAGUUCUAAUCAUUCAGUCAUGAGUGAGGGCUCAAGGCAAGAACAAGAGACAAGAGAGAGCGAGCAGCAACCUUUUAAAGGUCAUGCUGUAAACUGUAGUCCCUACAGCUCUAACUGUGCUAGACCUAACUCAAAAGGUCCCAGGCAAGAACAUGUAAAAAGAGACACUGAUUACCAACCUUCUUGGGGUCCUGCAGUUAACAGUAGACUGGAAACACUAGGCUCCAGUUAUGAACAAGAAAGAAGAGAGAACUGUUAUCAAAAUUCUGAGUGUUCUGCAGUUAACAGGAGUCACUGCAGCAAUUAUAACAGUCCUAAGCAUGAACAAGAAAGAAGAGAGAAUGAUUACCAAACUUCUGAGGGAUAUGUGGAAAACAGUAGUCCCCAUAGCAAUGCUUACAUUAGACCUAAUUCAACAGGCCUCAGGCAUGAACAAGACAGAAGAGGCACUGAUUACCAGCCUGAUAGGGGCCAGGCAGUAUACACUAGUCCUCCCUCUAGGAAUCAUUAUGAUCGUCCGGAAACAAUAGGUGAUCAGCAGGCACUGGAUAAUUAUCAACAGUUUGACAUAGGAUAUGUUAUUGAGCAGGCCAGCAAUACUUGGAUGAGUUAUUACAACCCAUGGACAAAAGAUACUAAGAGUUCAAAAGAAGAGAGGGAAAAAAGGAAUAAGCUAGAAAAAGUAAAACGGGAGCAAGAAGAAGCUGAAGAAAAGAAGAAAGAAGAACAACACCCCAAGGAAAGAAGUAGAGAAGGAAUAAAAAGUUGCUAAAAUUAUCCUUUAAAUCAAUACAUUGUAUAUUUUAGAAGUACAUUUAUUGCUUCUAGAUUUAAAUACAUAUUAAAUAAAGAGUGUAUAAAAGGAGAGGAAGUUGAGAAGGUCUUCUCCGGUUCCAAGAUCCGACACAACUCCUUUACGGGGAUUUCAUCCUCUACAGAAGUCCCCCUAAGUCUCGAGCAUAGAGGUAGUCGAGAC